AUGCCAUCGAGCAAAGACGCAAUUCCAGCCGGCUUUUCUGAUUUACGUUUGGAAGGCUUGAAUCUUGAUGAGAGUCUUUGGAAUGAAUCGAAUUUAAAUUCCGAUUUUAAUUGAAAUUUCAGGAAAAGCACAAUAGCAAAAAGUCAUUCUAGCGGAGACCGGAAUGAUUUCAAAGCGAAUCAGAGCGCAAGUAGAUUUUCGUCGGACGCAGUUACAAACCUAGCCAUAACAUGAGCUUUCAAGCUGAAAAAAAUCAAAAAAAGAUUUGGAAAAACUGCAGAAGACUCGAAUAGUUAGUCUACCCCCGGAUUUGAGAAUAACCAUGAAAUAAAUAAUGGACUUCAUAAAUAUAAAUGAACAUCAUAAAUAAAUCUCACCUUUAUAAGGCAAGUCAACGAUAAAUAUGCUAAAACAUAAAAAUUAAAAAAAUGUUACUUUUUUUCGAGAAAAAUUUUGUUUUUUUGUUGAUAAGAAGUUAUAAAUGCACAGUGAUCACUAUUGUUCCGUCCUUUGAUCGUUUAAGGACCACAUUUUUCAAAAAUUAGAGAGUUCCGUGAAUUUCGAGAAGCUAGAGGUGGACCAAAAAAAGCAUAAAAAUAAAGUUUUGAGCAUGAAAAACUGUUUUUGUCUGACUUUGUAGCCGUAUAUUUAUAAAUAUUCAAGCUCAGCGACUUGAUAUAAUUUCUGGAAUAUCAAUUCCUUCAAGAAUCGUUUAAAAAAACCUGAUAAAGUAAGGAAAGAUCAAGGUGAAGCCAGGAAUUGAUGUUGAAAAACUUGUAAGAAGGCAAUUCGAAGUUCAAAUAAGGCAUUUACUGAAAUUCGAAAGCUUCUGGGCGGACAAAGUCGAACAAAAAUUUAUAUUUAAAAAAAUUAUUCUUUUUAAGCUGGUCAUAGAAAAAAACCUCUAGACUUGUCUCAAGACUUUUUUUUUGAAAAUUAGUUUUUUCGAAAAAAAAACUCGUACGCAGCCUUGAGAUUUUCCCGCUCAACAAAGCUCUUCGCGCAAAAAAACGGGCCAAACAACGAAAUGAAGAAAAAAAAGGCCUUGCAGGACACAUUGGGUCGGAUUUUCAAUUAGAGAUAUUGAAGGUGAGGGGAAGAAAAUUUCGGAACGGAAGGCCAGGUCCUGGAAUAAAAGGCAGGAAAAGUGCACGGCAAAAGUGGCUGGCCGCCGCGAAACCACGGGGUCGAGGAAAUAGCGUGCAGACGGGUGGAGACGGCCGUGUCUGGCCUCCUAAAAGCUCUCGCCAGAUGAAAGAGGAACACCUUGGUCUCGUGGGAUCGAUGAGCUGGAGCGACUCUCCGGACUCCCAACGGACCUGCCUCCAGCUCAUCGAUCCAGACGACGUCGCCGUUUUGACGUCGUCGAGUUCGCAAAAGAAAAAAAAAGAAGGGUUCCGAGUAUGGGAGGUGAAGAAGCUUAUCAAGUGGAGCAGAAGUAA
Molecule: messenger RNA, 1442 nt
Organism: Caenorhabditis auriculariae
Lineage: Eukaryota; Metazoa; Nematoda; Chromadorea; Rhabditida; Rhabditidae
Source: the annotation of a GenBank genome assembly